GUAAGCGAUGAAAGACUGAUAAAGGGGAGGCGACACCAACAGAGGGACAUGCUAAUGAUGAUGGCAUGCUGCGGUCGAAGUGUCACUCGCUAGCACUUGCAAUUACUUAUGUUUCCCGUGUGUCUGGCACCGUUCUCGCUAGCAUCUCCCCGUAUGCGUAUGUCCCCGACACUCGGAAUCCAGGAGUCGUAUGGAACGAGGUUGGGAAGCUGGGGUGGGUUAUCGCCUGGGAGUGUAUGCGACACGGACGAGCACAAGAACUGGCAACGCGAAAGGGAACGACAGGAUCCUUAUAUGCUAGUUUCGGAUGACGUCGUCGCUUCUGCUGUGUUGCGAUGUCUAUGUGAUGUCCGUGCUCCGUUGAUACGAGUUGCGAGCUCGCCAAUGCCUGU
Molecule: messenger RNA, 392 nt
Organism: Pisolithus orientalis
Lineage: Eukaryota; Fungi; Basidiomycota; Agaricomycetes; Boletales; Pisolithaceae
Exons: 2
Coding region: 66-311 (81 amino acids)
Source: RefSeq, a predicted model, not a curated record